AUGGCUGCAGCGAUAGCCAGCUCCCUCAUACGGCAAAAAAGGCAAGCGAGGGAGCGGGAGAAGUCGAAUGCCUGCCGCUGCGUUAGCAGCCCCAGUAAAGUCAAGGGAAGCUGUGAGAAGCCCGGUCGGCUCAACGUCUUCUCAAGGGUCAAACUCUUUGGCUCCAAGAAGAGGCGAAGGAGACGACCAGAGCCCCAGCUAAAGGGGAUCGUGACAAAGCUGUACAGUCGACAAGGUUUCCACCUGCAGCUGCAGGCAGAUGGAACCAUUGAUGGAACGAAGGAGGAGGACAAUGGUUACACCGUGUUCAACCUCAUUCCAGUGGGGCUGCGAGUGGUGGCCAUCCAGGGGGUGCAAACCAAACUCUAUCUGGCUAUGAACAGUGAGGGCUACUUGUACACAUCGGAACACUUUACGCCAGAGUGCAAAUUCAAGGAGUCGGUGUUUGAGAACUAUUAUGUUACAUACUCCUCCAUGAUAUACCGGCAGCAGCAGUCGGGCAGGGGCUGGUACCUCGGUCUGAACAAGGAAGGAGAAAUCAUGAAGGGGAACCAUGUCAAGAAGAACAAGCCAGCAGCCCACUUCCUUCCCAAACCUCUCAAAGUUGCAAUGUACAGAGAGCCAUCCCUCCACGACCUGACAGAGUUCUCCCGGUCCGGCAGCGGCACACCCACCAAGAGUCGGAGUGCCUCCGCCGUGCUCAACGGAGGCAAAGCCGUGAGCCAGAAUGAGUCGACGUAG
Messenger RNA from Cyclopterus lumpus (lumpfish), 741 nucleotides. RefSeq names its product fibroblast growth factor 13a (gene fgf13a). Gene Ontology annotation, molecular function: fibroblast growth factor receptor binding; growth factor activity. NCBI's taxonomy places the organism in Eukaryota, Metazoa, Chordata, Actinopteri, Perciformes, Cyclopteridae. Bases 1 to 741 code for a protein of 246 amino acids. Gene Ontology annotation, biological process: cell differentiation; positive regulation of gene expression; fibroblast growth factor receptor signaling pathway. The transcript is spliced from 5 exons. Gene Ontology annotation, cellular component: cytoplasm. The record is from RefSeq and is a predicted model, not a curated record.